AUGUCAUCACAGAGCAGAAACAUAGAUUCAGCUACAGAGAGUGAGAGCUCAACUCCUAGCCGCACAACCUCCUGUUUCACCUCCUCCUUCCCAGAACCCGAGCUGAAAGAGGAGGUUGUGCAACUAGGAGUUGAGCUCUCGCUUUAUGUGGCUGAAUCGAUGUUCUUGCUGUGUGAUGACAUUUCUUGUAUGUUACGGUUCUGCUUUAAGCUAUGGAAAGGUGUAGAAAGGGACUUGAAACCUGAUAGUCCCGUGGGGCAAAGGCUGCUUCGUGUUAUGCAUUUUGUCUACUCAAGAAGUAUCAAACCGAAGAAUGGAGUACAUCAGAUUGGUGAAAGAUCUCUCCAAUGGGAAAUGAUCAGGGAGAGUUUUGAUACUGUAAUCAGAGAUCUGCACAAGCUUUGUUUUAUUCGUGAAAUAAAUGGACUCUGGGUAGAAGGCCGAGAGCUCACGUCUCGUAUUGAAGAAGCGCUGAAGAAGGUAGAGGAGAAGUUUAGGUGUGCCAAGGAUGUUUCAGAGGCGAAUGGGUUUGUGAGGGAGGCAAUAAAGUCUAACAUUUGGGACUUGUGGAAGUCUCUCUUUGACAAAGAAACCGAGGAAGCAUGGACCCAGAAAGUGAUUAGGCAUGAGAUUCUUUGUGACAUGUUUCAGCCUUUUCUAAAGAAAGAAGAAGAAGAAGAAGGAGAAGCAAAACAAAGUUAG
Molecule: messenger RNA, 702 nt
Organism: Eutrema salsugineum
Lineage: Eukaryota; Viridiplantae; Streptophyta; Magnoliopsida; Brassicales; Brassicaceae
Exons: 2
Coding region: 1-702 (233 amino acids)
Source: RefSeq, a predicted model, not a curated record